AACUUCUGCAAUUGCGGCAUUACUGAUCAAAAAAUCUGUCGCGACAAGACUAAUAAUAGUCCCCUGAGUUAUAUAACAAAAUACGUUCCUCCUCAUCAUCGCAUCGGAAGUUGUUCAUCGAUCUCCAUAUUUUCUCUUCUACCCCACCGUGCCGCCGUUUCUCCUGCCUCGUUCAACCACCGCUACUUGCUGCACUAGUCACGACCAACUUACGUUCCUGCGUGCGCUGUUGUGUGUUGUUGGGAUACCACCUGACCUGGUCUCGGAUUAAGGGAACUACAUUUACUUACCUUGGGCUGCUCUCCGAUCAAAAUACUCUCACUUUUCCUUCCUCGUGUUCCUUUUUACCCCGCAUCCUCUUUUCUUUCCUCCCGCAGCCGCUGGUGGCUUUUUCUUUCCCUCCCUCCUCCACAUUUUUCCGACCUCUCCUCCUUCUUCUCCUUCUCCCCAUGACACAACAAAAGACCAUCGCUGUGGUAAACGCGACGGGCCGCCAAGCUGCGUCCUUAAUCCGCGUUGCCUCGGCCGUGGGACACCAUGUGCGCGCUCAGAUUCAUUCCCUCAAGGGUUUCGUCGCCGAGGAGCUGCAGGAGCUUCCGAAUGUCACCUUAUUCGAAGGCCCGCUGCUGGGCAACACUCGCCUGAUGGAUGCAUUGUUCGAAGGCGCCAAUCUUGCAUUCAUCAACACCACCUCACAAUCGGGCGACGAGGUCGCAAUCGGCCGCGACCUCGCCGACGCCGCCAAACGCGCCGGAACCAUUCAACACUACGUCUACAGCAGUAUGCCCGACCACUCCGUACACGGCCCCUGGCCUCCGGUGCCGCUUUGGGCCCCCAAAUUCACCGUCGAGAACUACAUCCGCCAGCUCGGCCUCCCUUCAACCUUCGUCUACGCCGGAAUCUACAAUAAUAAUUUCACGAGUCUGCCCUACCCUCUCUUCCAGAUGGAGCUCAUGCCGGAUGGAAGCUUCGAGUGGCAUGCGCCCUUUGAUCCGGACAUUCCGCUGCCCUGGCUGGACUCGGAGCAUGAUGUGGGACCCGCGUUGCUGCAGAUUUUCAAGGAUGGGCCGAAAAAGUGGAAUGGGCAUCGUAUCGCGCUCACAUUCGAAACCCUCUCUCCAAAUCAAGUCUGUGCGGCCUUUUCGCGUGCGCUCGGCCGUCCUUGUCGCUACGUGCGUGUUCCCAAGAUCGAAGUCAAAGUCAACAUCCCGCCGGGAUAUCGAGAACAGCUGGAGGCGAUUGAGGUGGUGUUUGGACAGUGCGACGCGCCUUACUUCCCACAGCCCGAGUUUUCCCGUCCGGCCGCUGGUUCCCCUAAGGGACUGGGGCCUGCCAAUGGCAAAGGCGCAGGCGCGGGUAUGAUGCAGGGUCCCGGAGGGGUGAUUUCGCUUCGUGUGACCGACGAGGCCCGGCAGCUGUGGCAGGGGUGGCGCGAUAUGGAGGAAUAUGCGCGAGAGGUCUUCCCGGUGGAGGAAGAGGCCAACGGAUUGGACUGGAUGGUGUAGCGGUGGGAAGAAGAAGACUGUUCCAGUUGGAUUCCGACGAGCACGUGCUCGCGGUUGUCGGUGAGUUUGGCUUGGGCCGUCACCUGAUCGAUGGCGCGAUAGGCUCGCGAUAAGGGCGAGGUUACACUCGAUUUGAAAGCCUGCUCAAACCCGGGCUUUGACCGGUCGGAAUUCCGCUCCAUUUUAAUCCCUCGCUCACGACAGGAGAGACGAGACGAGACGCUCACACCACUCUGCUCACCGAAUUGCAG
Messenger RNA from Aspergillus homomorphus CBS 101889, 1756 nucleotides. Its product is annotated as NmrA family NAD(P)-binding protein. Bases 450 to 1505 code for a protein of 351 amino acids. The transcript has 2 exons. Lineage: Eukaryota; Fungi; Ascomycota; Eurotiomycetes; Eurotiales; Aspergillaceae. The record is from RefSeq and is a predicted model, not a curated record.